AUGGGGAUUUGUUCUGGGAAACAGCAACCAAGUAGGCAUGCCAAGCAGCAUUUAAGUGAAAUAAAAAGAUUUGCUAAACAAAACAUUAGAUAGUUUUACCGAUUUGGAAAGGUUUUAGGAUCAGGAAGUUUUGGUACUGUAAAAGUGGGUUACAGUGUCAGAGAUUCAAAAGAAUUUGCAAUAAAGACUAUUCAUAAAUAUCGAAUGCGAGAAUAAUUCUACCUUGUACUCAGAGAGUUAGACAUCCUUACACAAUUGGAUCAUCCAAAUAUCAUUAAAGUAUUUGAAGAGUAUGAAGAUGACAUGUAUUAUCACUUUGUUAUGGAAUAUUGUAGUGGAGGAGAAUUAUUAGAAAGGAUAGUGGAAAAAGGUUAUAUUGGAGAAUCUGAAUCGAAAGUUAUAAUGCAACAAUUGUUUUCAGCAAUAAAUUAUCUUCAUUCAAUGGGAAUAGCUCAUAGAGAUUUGAAACCAGAAAAUAUUCUUUUUGCCUCAAAGGAUAAAGAUGCUCCAAUUAAGGUAAUAGAUUUCGGAUUGAGCAAGAAGUUUAGAAAUAUAAAUUAAAAGCUUUAGAGAAUGAAUAGUAAGGUAGGAACUCCAAUAUAUGUUGCACCAGAAAUCCUAUCUGGAGAUUAUUCUUUCUAAUGUGAUGAAUGGUCUUUAGGCUGUAUCAUGCAUGUAUUGCUCUGUGGGAAUCCUCCAUUCUAAGCUAAGUAAUUAGAUAAGUUGGAAGUUAAAAUCAAGCAUUCUGAGGUUGAUUUCUCAUUUACUGCUUUUGAUCGCGUGUCUUCUGAGGCUAAGAAUUUGAUUAAGAGCUUAUUAGUAAAGUAACCUAAGAAGAGAAUCACGUGUGAAAAAGCAUUAGAGCAUCAAUGGUUUAAAAAUAUGAAAUUAAGUUCUCAUUAAUAAUAAUUAACCAAUAGUGAUCAUUAAAAAAUAUUAAGAUUGUUGCAUACUUAUGCCAAUUCAUCCAAAUUAAAAAAAGAGACACUUAAAAUAUUAAUUAACUAACUUACUUAAAGUCAAAUAUCUUAGUUAAAGGAAGUUUUCACUACAUAUGAUAAGGAUUGCAAUGGUACUAUCUCUAUUUAAGAACUUUUAUAAAUAAUGGCAAAUCUCGGAUUUAAGAAAAGCGAAGAAGAACUUGUUUAAAUGAUUAAAAAAUUUAAUAAUAUCAAUCCUUCUAGUGAUGAUAUCACCUAAGAUACAUAAAUUACAUACACUUCAUUUUUGAGUGCCUUAGUGAAUUGCAAGAGUUUUUUAAACAAAGAAAGAUUAUGGAAUCUAUUCAAAUACUUUGAUAGCAACAAUCAAAAUUUUAUUACUAUAGAGGACGUAAGGAAAGCCUUUGAGAGAGAAGGAAGACAAUUAUCUCAAUCAAAAUUAAUUUCUUUAUUUUAGGAAAUAAUGUAAAAUGAGGAACAGAAAACAAUUGAUUUUGAGUAGUUUUGUCAAAUGAUGUAGGAUAAUUUAUAUAAUAGCAAUAAUGAGAAGAACAAUCUGGAAUAAGAAUUAGAUUGCUUUGAAAAUUGA
Paramecium tetraurelia is the source of this 1530-nucleotide messenger RNA. RefSeq lists its product as uncharacterized. Gene Ontology annotation, biological process: protein autophosphorylation; intracellular signal transduction; peptidyl-serine phosphorylation. The transcript has 4 exons. Gene Ontology annotation, cellular component: nucleus; cytoplasm. The record is from RefSeq and is a predicted model, not a curated record. Lineage: Eukaryota; Ciliophora; Oligohymenophorea; Peniculida; Parameciidae. Gene Ontology annotation, molecular function: calmodulin binding; calcium/calmodulin-dependent protein kinase activity; calcium ion binding.